Messenger RNA from Lethenteron reissneri (Far Eastern brook lamprey), 1232 nucleotides. RefSeq names its product deoxycytidine kinase 2-like. Gene Ontology annotation, cellular component: cytoplasm; mitochondrion. The record is from RefSeq and is a predicted model, not a curated record. Lineage: Eukaryota; Metazoa; Chordata; Hyperoartia; Petromyzontiformes; Petromyzontidae. Gene Ontology annotation, molecular function: deoxyguanosine kinase activity.
ACCGAAUGAAUGGAUUCGGCUCCGUGCUCCGUGAAGUGGUGGCUCCGUUCCGCGUGUUCCGUCCCUCCCAACGCCGGCACCCCCACAGCUCUCCAUGCUGGGUGCCGGUCGAGUCUUCAUCAUCCUCCUCCCACACGCAGCCGGUCUCACCAUCACCCUCCUCCUUCUCUUCACCAUCAACACCAACAUCACCCUCCUCCUCCUCCUCACCAUCAACACCAUCACCACCUCAUCGCCUCGCAGAUCUCCAUUGGAGCACGGCCGAAGUGGGCAUGGCGGAGACCUCCGACUCCUCUGUGAGGCCGAGAUGCUUCAAGAAGAUAUCGGUGGAAGGCAACAUAGCGUGCGGGAAGUCGACGCUCGUGAAGGUGCUGCAGAAGUUACGCCCGAGCUGGCACGUGGUCCCAGAGCCUCUGGAGAAGUGGCAGAACGUGGUGGGCGGACAGCCGGGAUCAAUGCCGGCCGAAAUGGGGGCGGCAUCUAACCUCCUGGGCUUGCGUCUGGGCGACCCCAAGCGCUGGGCUUAUACGUUCCAGACGUGGGUGACCCUGAGCCGUCUGCAAAUCGCUCUCGCUGCCAGCCACCCUCCCGAGCGUCACACAGUCUACGAGCGCUCGGUCUACAGCAAUCGGUACGUGUUCGCCGCCAGCCUGCAUGAGCAGGGCAGCAUGAACGACACGGAGUGGGUUGUCUACCAGGAGUGGCAGGGCUGGCUGCUUUCGGAGUUCGACAAGCGCGUCGAGCUGGAUGGAAUGGUUUAUCUUCGCGCCGAGCCAGAGGCUUGCCUGGCGCGCAUGCGAGUGCGGAAUCGGGAGGAGGAGCGAGGCGUGGGGCUGGAGUACCUGGACACGCUGCACCGGCGGCACGAGGACUGGCUGGUGGAUCGCACGACCGUGGUCCAUCACCCGUGCAGCAGUGACACUCCUGUCUUGGUGCUCGAUGCCAGCCAAGACUUUGAGUCAAACGAGGAACUUCAGGCUGAGCUUAUCAACCAGGGCUAUCACGAAGGCACCGAUUCAGGUUGCAGGACUUCCACGAUUGAAGACUUUUUAGACAAGAUAUGAAAUUUCUGCUGAUAGAGAAUGGCAGCGAUGGUGUAACUCGUUUCAAGAAAUGGUCAAAUUUUCAACUGGUGCUGAGGACGCUCUCAAAAGUGGAAGUAGAUUUACACGAUAUUUGCACUUAAUGAGUUAUUUAUAUUUCCUGAAAUAAAAAAAUAUUUAUACUAAGUG